AUGGUUGUACUAACAAGUCCAAAAAAAAUCUAUAGAGACUUUGGGGAGAAGCUAGAAACAAGCAUAUACAUUCAUAAACCCCCGCGCCCAACAGGAGCUGAAGACUGCUUCUUCAAUCUUUCAACUUUUGUUAGCAAUGAAUUGCAGUAGCAUGGAUUCUUCUUUAGUUUCCCCCUUCAAACUGAAACUUCACCACCGCUAUCUUCCCCUCCAUAGCCAUUUUCGACAACGCCCACCUCUCACCUUCUCCCACUUGCCGUUGGCAGCCGUCAAGAAACGACUCAGAAAAGUUCACUGUGAAUUCGAACCUAGAGUUAAUGGCGCUUUCUCUCCGGACUCUGACUCCCGUUUCCUCGACCGGCAAAAAGCAUUGGAGGCUGCAAUGAAUGAUAUAAAUAGUUCUUUUGGAAAAGGAAGUGUUACAAGAUUGGGGAGCGCAGGUGGAGCACUUGUUGAAACUUUUCCUAGUGGUUGUUUGACCCUAGAUUUAGCCUUAGGUGGCGGUCUUCCCAAAGGAAGAAUUGUGGAGGUAUAUGGACCAGAAAGUAGUGGAAAAACCACCCUAGCACUCCAUGCCAUUGCUGAAGUGCAGAAGCUGGGUGGCAAUGCAAUGCUUGUUGAUGCAGAGCAUGCUUUUGAUCCUGCAUAUUCAAAAGCAUUGGGAGUGGAUGUUGAAAAUUUGAUUGUCUGCCAGCCAGAUAAUGGGGAAAUGGCACUAGAAAUUGCAGAUCGUAUGUGCAGAUCUGGUGCCAUUGAUUUAAUUUGCGUUGAUUCAGUGUCAGCUCUCACUCCACGAGCAGAGAUUGAAGGUGAGAUUGGGAUGCAGCAAAUGGGAUUGCAAGCACGUCUUAUGAGCCAGGCUCUACGUAAGAUGUCAGGAAAUGCCUCUAAAGCUGGUUGUACACUAAUUUUUCUGAAUCAAAUAAGAUAUAAGAUUGGAGUAUAUUAUGGGAACCCGGAAGUCACAAGUGGAGGAAUUGCAUUAAAGUUCUUUGCUUCAGUUCGUCUUGAAAUACGUCCUUCUGGGAAGAUAAAGUCUGUUAAAGGUGAUGAGGAUAUUGGGCUUCGGGUUCGUGUAAGAGUGCAGAAGAGUAAGGUCUCAAGGCCAUACAAGCAAGCAGAGUUUGAAAUCAUAUUUGGAGAGGGAGUGAGCAAACUGGGAUGCAUUCUGGAUUGUGCUGAAAUGAUGGAUGUCGUUGUAAAGAAGGGCUCUUGGUACAGCUAUGGGGACCAUAGGUUGGGGCAAGGGAGAGAUAAAGCACUACAAUACUUGAGAGACAACCCUGUUCUUCAUGAUGAAAUAGAGAAGAUAGUACGGUCAAUGAUGGCUGAUGGAACUGUACAUUUGAGUUCAGCUCAUGUCAAGAGCUUGUCACAGCCUCCUCAAGAUGAAAAUAAUUAUGAAGAGAUUUAAUAAGAUUGAACCAUCCUUGCUAUCAAGGUUAACAUUCAAUAGCAAAGCAGGGAAAUGAAUGUGGAAGUUGAAAGCAGAGGUGGCCAUAUUUUAGUUUUGCCUUCGCGCUUUAGAUCUGAGGCAGAGAGUUUUCACUGAUUGCUGAUAUUCUUUGGAAGAAGGUAUGUAUUCUGUUUGUGGAUUGGCGGAGAAACAUCAACCAUGAUUUGCAGGAGAGAACAUCUAUUGUACAACUCUAAAUUGUUGUUUAUUUGAAUUUCAACCUUCUUAGUUUUACCUCCCCCAACCCCUUGACCCUUCUUCUGUUUUUGACUAGGAAAUUGAAGUAAAGAACCUUCUCAUUGUGAUACCAAAAUGGAAGUUAAAAUUAAAUUGGAAUUCAGCGUCAA
This is a messenger RNA of Theobroma umbraticum, 1803 nucleotides long. It is a transcript of the gene RECA1, whose product is annotated as recA DNA recombination family protein. Gene Ontology annotation, biological process: DNA repair. The record is from RefSeq and is a predicted model, not a curated record. Gene Ontology annotation, molecular function: ATP hydrolysis activity; single-stranded DNA binding; ATP binding. Lineage: Eukaryota; Viridiplantae; Streptophyta; Magnoliopsida; Malvales; Malvaceae.